Molecule: messenger RNA, 3868 nt
Organism: Stomoxys calcitrans (stable fly)
Lineage: Eukaryota; Metazoa; Arthropoda; Insecta; Diptera; Muscidae
Gene: Prp39
Product: pre-mRNA-processing factor 39
Exons: 8
Coding region: 42-3272 (1076 amino acids)
Biological process (GO): mRNA 5'-splice site recognition; RNA processing
Cellular component (GO): commitment complex; U2-type prespliceosome; U1 snRNP
Molecular function (GO): protein binding
Source: RefSeq, a predicted model, not a curated record
GUCGCAGAACAGAGGUUGUCAAACACGCCGAUUGCAUAAAAAUGGCGUCUACGGAAAACAACGUUUUGGAAAAUGAAAAUCCUGGACGUCGCACUCGUUCGGGAAGACGUACAUCAACAACACAACCUAUGGCUUCACCUGCCAGAGCUACCAGGCGUUCAAAGAAAGCUCAACAGGAACACCAAGAGCUGAUUGAACAGCCCGAAGAAGGAUUAGAAGAAGAACAAGAACAGCCAAGUUUUAUAGAGGAAAUGAUGGCGGAAGCAGCACAAGGAGUCGUUUUAAUGGACAGCGAACAAGAGCAAAGCGAUCUACACAUACAGCAGACAGUAACCGUAGCAGAGGAGGAUGUAGAUGAUAUUUCUGGAGAAGAUAAUGCAAAUGUAAUUUCUGAGGCAAAUUUGGACGAUAAAUCGUCAUCUUUUCCAUUUGGACCUGAAGGAGGUCAUUCGGAAACUUCAGAAGAUGUGGGUGACCAUCAGGAUAUUGAGAAGAAUAUAAUUGAAGAAAAUCAACAAAAUGCACAAGAAAACUCGUUGCUGGCCUCUCUAGCUGGCGAUAAUGCCAACAGUUUACCCUCUGUGGGUGGAGGAGAUUCCGAAAAGGAAAACUUUGAAGCUAAAGUCCUUAAUCAUGAUGAUAUUGUAGAUAAUUGCGAAAAGAUGGACUCUGAAGAUUCACUCUCCGAACCGGCCAUAGUCAGUGACAUUCCCAUUUCAGGCGGUGAUAUAAGUGAUGCCACAAUACAAAACACAGAAAUUAUAUCCGAAGAUGAGUUGCCACUUCCAACAAAACCAGAAAUAAAUGAUGCAGAGGAAGUUUCCGAUGAAGAAUUGCCGGCACCACAACGGGCCGAGUUGCCACCAGAUGCCGAGGUUAUUUCCGAAGAUGAACUUCCCACAGGGGCUGAUAAACGCAGCCCAUCGCCAUCCCGCACCACUGAAACAUCAAGGAAAAAACGCAAAGCAGAUGAUGAAGCCGAAACGGCUAAGGAUGUUGUUGAUUCGGAUCAAAUCAAAAAGGAUGAACAAUACAAUCCCAUGAGCCCAACUAGUGAGAGUAACGAUUCAACAGCACCCAUGGAAAAGAAGGCAAAAAUAGAAGAAUCAGAACCUAAAGACAAAGAGAAACGUAAAGAAAAGGAAAGGGAAAAGGAUAAAGAGAGCCACAAUUCCACCUCCAGUAAAGACAAAGAAAAAGAAAAGGAGCGUGAAAAGGAAAAAGAGAAGGAACGCAAAAAGUUGCCCGACCUUGAUAAAUAUUGGCGUGCUGUCAAAACAGAUCCUGCUGAUUUUACCGGUUGGACAUAUCUGCUACAAUAUGUAGACAAUGAGUCUGAUGCUGAAGCUGCCCGAGAAGCAUACAAUGCUUUUUUGGCUCAUUAUCCCUAUUGUUACGGCUACUGGCGUAAAUAUGCCGAUUACGAAAAGCGUAAGGGUAUUAAGGCGAACUGCAACGCGGUUUUCGAGCGUGGUUUGGAAUCUAUACCUUUAUCGGUGGAUUUGUGGAUACAUUAUCUGUCGCAUGUUAAGACCACUCAACCAGAUGACGAAGACUUCAUUCGAUCACAAUUUGAGCGUGCUGUGAAUGCCUGUGGCCUUGAAUUUCGUUCGGACAAGCUAUGGGAUGCAUAUUUGAAGUGGGAAAAUGAAGGCAAACGUUAUACAAAUAUGGUCAAUAUCUAUGAUCGACUCCUGGCUAUACCGACACAAGGAUAUAGUGGUCAUUUUGAUAAUUUCCAAGAUUUAAUAAACCAACACUCCAUUACCAGUACAAUCAAAUCGGAUGAAAUUAUCAAAAUUCGUACAGAGUUACGGGAAUCAUCUUCAAAGUCUUCGUCAAAGUCAAAAUCACGGCGUGCUAGUUCCAAAGACAAGGAUCAUGAAUCAAAAGACAAGGACAAAGAGAAGGAGAAAGAAAAACUCGAGAAAAAACCAGAAGACAAAUCAUCUGAAAAAGAUGCAGAAAACAAUGUAGAACCUAUGGCUGUUGAUAUUGAUGAAGCCACUGCAGUGGAGGAAAAGAAACCAGCACACUUAGAAGAUCUCAGCGAUUUUUCCACCUUCACCGAAGAAGAAAUCUCAACGAUAAAAGAUAAAGUUAUAUCGAUAAGACGUAAAUUACACAAAAGCACAGUUGCUGCUGUUACUGCCCGAUGGACCUUUGAAGAGGGCAUUAAACGGCCCUAUUUCCAUGUGAAACCUUUGGAACGAUGUCAGUUAAAGAACUGGAAAGACUAUCUGGACUUUGAAAUUGAGAAAGGUGAUAGAAAACGCAUUUUGGUUCUAUUCGAACGGUGUCUUAUAGCAUGUGCUCUUUACGAUGAGUUCUGGUUGAAAAUGAUCCGCUAUUUGGAAACAAUAUUGGCGGAGCCAGGAAUAGCGACCGUUUUAAGCGAUGUCUAUCGCCGAGCAUGCGAAAUCCAUCAUCCCGAUAAGCCUAGUCUACAUUUGAUGUGGUCCGCAUUUGAAGAGUGCCAAUCGAAUUUCGAUAAAGCUGCCGAAAUUUUGGUAAAUCUAGAGAAUAGGGUGCCUAAUCUUCUGCAAGUUGCCUAUAGACGCAUAAAUAUAGAGCGUCGCCGCGGUGACAAUGACAAAUGUAAGUCAUUAUAUGAGCAUUACAUAGCAACAGCCAAAAAUAAAAAUAUUGCUGGUAGCUUGGCGAUAAAAUAUGCUCGAUUCCUGAAUAAAAUAUGCCUUGAUCUGGAGUCUGGCUUGAGGGUUUUGCGUCAAGCUCUUGAAAAAGAUAAUGCCAAUACACGGGUAGCCUUGCAAAUGAUAGAUCUGGCACUGCAGCGACCAACAGUGGACGAAGACGAAGUUGUUCUGAUAAUGGAUAGGUUUAUGGCCCGAGAAAAUAUUGAGCCGGAACAGAAAGUUUUAUUUGCUCAAAGAAAAGUGGAAUUCCUAGAAGAUUUCGGUAGUACUGCCAAGGGAUUGCAAGAAGCACAACGAGCUCUACAGCUGGCUUUAAACAAAGCCAAUGAAGCAAAGAAGAAACGCGAAUCAAGUCCCAGCCGAAAAUCAACAGGCCACAAAGAUUCCUCCGCCGCAGCCAGUGCCGCACAGGCAGGCUACAAUAAUGGCUCUUCGGGAGCCGCUAGUUACGGCUAUAGCUCUAGCAAUGCUGUAGCAUAUUAUGGUCAACCAAAUAGUGGUUCAUACCCUCAACAGCAACAACAAUCAUCAUAUGAUAGUUACUACAAUCAUUGGCAAUACAAUACGGGUUAUAGCGGCUACGGUCAAUGGGGUGGCUAUACAAAUUACUAUUGAAUAUUGGAAAAUAGUCAUCCCAUUCAUCCCUUAUACAUUGUUGUUGUGGAUAAGAAGCCUACCCGGAAGAUAGUAACAACAGUAGUCGUAAAUUUUACUACACACUAUAAUUAUUAAAUAAUUAUGAUCACGCAUAUUUUCUUUAUUAGUCUCUUAAAAGAAACAUGGAAAAAAUAUAUUUUGGCGCCAGCGUUGCAAAAUACAUAGAAUCAAAGGAACGGAACACAAACUGGAAAAUUUUUAUAUAUAUAUCUCAUAUAUAUUUAAUUUUAACUUUCUAGAAAUUCUAACUGCAAUGACCUCCUCUUGCUUUCUUUUUUGUAUUACGUUUUAUAUGUAUGUAACUAAACCAACAAUCAUCAAAACGUGUUUGCCAACAGUGGAGCAAAAACUUAAAUGAUCCAAGAAUUAUUGUUGUUAUUUGGCACUUUUGAUGUUACUAUUAUUUCCCUUUAUAUUUGACACUACCUAUUACUUGUCUAAGUUUUUCGUUAUUUCCAAAAAAAAAAAAAAAAACAAGAAAAUACAAACUGAAAACUAUUAAUUUUAAUUUUUUGGGGCACAUAAUUUAAUUUGUUGUGUAAACUAUUUACUAC